AUGAAAUUAUUCCUGUACGCAAGUAUUUUUUUUACCUUGCUUGUUCAGGUAAUUUAUGCAGGGGAUGAUAAGACAGUUAAGAGGAGAAAGUAUGAUAUAAAAAAUAAUAAGCUAAGGGGAAAAAACAAACCGCAUAUAUUAAACAAUGAAUCGGAGAAAAACUUCUUAGAGGUUAUGUCUGCUCAUAUUUAUAACCCCUCCAUAUCAGAAUUUUUUGAUAACAAUGCAAUGGGUACGUCUACCAUAUACUACUCCAGACUAAUGUGGGGAGCACUCAUUUUUUUGAUUAUGUUUAUUUUAGUUAGCUGCAUAGGAGUAUAUUUAUAUGUUAAUAAUUUAGAAAACAGUUUUCCAAGGAAGCGACAUUCACCCAAUCCAACGAAUCACUACGUUAUCAAUCCCGUCAUCCCGUAUUCUUAA
Molecule: messenger RNA, 420 nt
Organism: Plasmodium malariae
Lineage: Eukaryota; Apicomplexa; Aconoidasida; Haemosporida; Plasmodiidae
Product: conserved Plasmodium protein, unknown function
Exons: 2
Coding region: 1-420 (139 amino acids)
Source: RefSeq, a predicted model, not a curated record